Molecule: messenger RNA, 3332 nt
Organism: Chiroxiphia lanceolata (lance-tailed manakin)
Lineage: Eukaryota; Metazoa; Chordata; Aves; Passeriformes; Pipridae
Product: zinc transporter 10-like
Exons: 4
Coding region: 40-1338 (432 amino acids)
Biological process (GO): zinc ion transmembrane transport; manganese ion transport; detoxification of zinc ion
Cellular component (GO): membrane
Molecular function (GO): zinc ion transmembrane transporter activity
Source: RefSeq, a predicted model, not a curated record
GUAGCGCGGAGCGGGACCCGCGGGCAGCGCACCACCGCCAUGGGGCGGUACUCGGGGAAGACGUGCCGCCUCAUCUUCAUGCUGGUGCUCACUGUCGGCUUCUUCGUGGCCGAGCUGGUGUCCGGCUACCUGGGCAACUCCAUCGCGCUGGUGUCCGACUCCUUCAACAUGCUCUCGGACCUCAUUUCCCUCUGCGUGGGGCUCUCCACGGGGCGCAUCGCCCGUCGCAGCCGCCGCGGGCCCCGCGCCACCUACGGCUACAGCCGCGCCGAGGCGGUGGGAGCCCUCAGCAACGCCGUCUUCCUCACCGCCCUCUGCUUCACCAUCCUCGUGGACUCCGUCCUGCGCCUCGCCCGGCCCGAGCCCAUCGACGACGCCCAGCUGGUGCUUAUCGUCGGCACCCUCGGCCUCGCCGUCAACGUCGUGGGGCUCCUCGUCUUUCAGGACUGGGGCGCCUGCUGCCGCCGCCGCCCGCCCGACCCGCAGUCCGCCCCCGCCGCGCUCCGGGAUGUGCCCGGGGGCACGCCCGAAGGGGAGGCGGCUGAAGCAGGUGAUUCACCAAAUGACCAAAAAAGCCCUGAAGAGGGGUCUGAGAAGAAAAAAGAGAAAAAGUCUGAAGCCUUAAACAUCAGAGGUGUUCUUUUGCAUGUUAUGGGAGAUGCACUUGGAUCUGUGGUCGUGGUAGUUACUGCUACUAUCUUCUAUGUACGUCCUCUGGGGGAUGCUGCGUGUAAUUGGCAGUGCUACAUUGAUCCAAGCUUGACAAUAAUUAUGGUGAUCAUCAUCUUGUCUUCUGCAUUCCCACUUAUCAAGGAGACCUCAACUAUUUUGUUGCAGAUGGUCCCCAAAGGUGUUAAUAUACAAGUACUGACUGACAGACUAGCUCGUGUACCAGGGGUUAGCAGCCUUCAUGAGGUACAUGUCUGGGAGCUUGCAAGUGGGAAGAAUAUUGCCACUCUUCACGUCAAGUGCCAAACCCCUGCUGAUUACCAAGACGCUGCUUACAAAAUACGGGAGAUUUUCCAUGAAGCAGGGGUCCAUUCUGUGACCAUCCAGCCAGAGUAUGUUGACCACAAGACCUCCCAGCUACUGUGCAGCUCGCCUUGCAUCUCAAAAGCUUGUGACCCUCAGCUGUGCUGCAGUCAGAGGGAACUCCCCCGGCCUAAAACUAAUGGCUACGCAGAGAAAAACAACAGUUACAUUUCUGCAGGGCACAAAGACAAUGGUUCAAGUAAAAGUGACAUUGAAAUCCCAAUCGAAGGCCCAGCAGCGGAGGACAGCCUGAAAAAUUGUGACAUUUCUGAUGACAAAUCACAGGCGAGCAGUACACGGUUUUAGGCAGCUCCCUCUAGUCUGCAUCAUGUUUUCACAGAACAAACGUAUCCUGCCUGUGAAUGGGGUCAUUGGUGGUUGUAGCUGAAGUUGGUGUGGCAAAAAGAUUUCUGUGCUUUAGCUGUAAACCAAAAUGCACCUAAAAGCCCCUUGUAUCUGAAAUAAGGAUUAAGAUUUCCACCAAGGCUGUUGCAUUCAUCUAAGAUUUUUCUGAUACAGCCUUACCCAGUUCGCCAUCAAAGUAAGGGUGAAUUCCUGUUCUUAGAGUGGAUGGGGUGUAUUGCUCGCUGCCUGCACUGAUGUUUGCAGUUCAUGGCCAGUGGCACUGGGAAUGAAACUCUGGCCUUUCCUGCUGAAGUGAGCUGUUUCUUGAAAGCCCUGUGGCCAGUUAAUGAUUGUAUUGGGCUGAAGUACUGUAUAUUUAUGAAGGACUUCAGUAAAGAUGCUUUGCUGGUCCUUAAAUCCCAUUUUUUCAUGUUUUACAGUAACACUUGUGCUCCUGGCCAGGGGAGUUUGUGAAUGAAAUUAAGAGUGUCUAAGGGAAAGCACUCAGGAAUUUUGACUUGCAUUGUUUUCUUGAUUGACUCCUGUAUUUAGGGACAGAGCAGAAGCUGGUCUUGCUUCUCUAAUAGUAAUACUGGAGUCCCAGCCUAAUUACGGAUGAGUGUGCUUAGGAAUAGACUGCUUGUCAUGAAAGCAAAUAAAUACCUACUGAUGUUGUCUGCACUGAUUCUAGCAAAUGGAAAUAUAGGCAGUCAUCCAAUUAACUUUUAUCUUGUUCACCAUUAUGAUUGUACAACUCAGUCUUUUUAAAUAUUUUUUCCUUCUGACAACAGAAGUUCUAAGAGCCAUGGUCUUAUUUUAUCAUUGUGUGGGAUGAUUGCAUUAUCUUUAACACUGAGUGUCUGUCAUUAUUCAUGCUGAAUAAAUAAGCUAAUGUGUUUAUUAUAAACAGUUAAAAUUCUGCAAUUCUAUUAUUAAGACAUAAUUUAUUAAUUAAGACAUAAUUGUAUUAAUUAAGGAAGUACCUUUAAGUCUUGUAUGCAGUAUUAUCACUUAGAGGGAGCUUUAAAAAAAAAUUAAACCAGGGAAUUUUUUCUAGUUUAGUCUUAAUUAUUUCUUGUUGUCUGCCUUUAAAGGUCUGAGCCCUCCCCUCUGCCCUGUCCUUCCUCCCCCUGCCCCAAGGUGUAUCUCAAAGUGAAUUUAGUGAAGCAGUUCAUUAUCUUUUUGCUGCUUGUUCUUUUCUGAAGGCAUGUGGGGGUCCUCUAAGGAAAACAAAGUGACAUGCUCUGUCACCAGCGUUGGGUUUAGGUCAGGUGUGCUUUCCAUGUUUCUGGGAGAGGAGAUCCACUACCUAAUCCACACUGAGUGUAGUGCUCAGCCUCCCUGGCCAUUCAGGUUGGAUCUAGAAGCUUUCGAAUACACUUUGCUUCAAAAGCAGCCUUUCAAUGGUCCAUGUGGCCUGGACAGGCUAUUUUAUCCAUUUAUUCAUGGGGACACCUUUAUAAAACAGUGCUGUCUUUACCUCAGUGACACCUUAACAGAAAGAGUAAAUUGAUUUCAUACCUGGGCUGGGACAAUACCGGGACCUCCCUGUAAGGCUGGUUUAAAAGCAGCCAACUCCACUUUAAUAAAGAUGAUUGCAUUAAUUCAGUGAAUAUUAAAACACACAGCAGGAUAUUUUGCUGCUUGGAAAAUAGUAUUUACUGAAGCAGUGAUUGCAGUCUAAACAGCACAUUUCUAGAUUUGUAGUUACCCGUCCCUUUUGAACAGAUUCUUGGGUGAAUUAAUAUGUUUCAUAGCCUUUUAUUAUAGAUUUUUAUUAUAUAAAUUAACAUUUGUUAAUAUAAUUAAAAGCUUGAUCCUCUGGCCUGUUUGCUUCCAUUGGCAGCAGCAGGAUCCUACUUGGCAGUUAUUGCACGAAUUAAUGUAAAUCAGGAAACAGUGUAAGAAUUGCUCUGUCUUUUAAAAGUGUGUGGCAUAAAGUAAGACAACCCUUU